CGGCCCGUGAGGCGCCGCCCGGCCCGUGAGGCGCCGCCCGGCCCGUGAGGCGCCGUUGCCAUGGCGAGUUCGCGACGUCCCGUGAGGGGUCGGGCCGGCGGAGAGCUCGCCCUGCGGCAGCGCCAUGAGCCCAGUCCAAAUGAAGGUGUUGCCUGAAGACAUCCUGCAAAGCCCCGGGGAACAUCCCAAGUUCUUGGAGCAGCCUCUUUGCCCCCCAUUAGACUUUGCAAGGAUUCAUUUGAUCAAAGACCAAGAUGCCAUAGAUGAUUAUUUGGCGAAGAAUAUCAAAGGGGUGUCACAAGAAGAAGCCGCUGCUUACAGGAACUCCUACAAGAAGAACAUCUGCAUCGCCAUGCUGCGCCAGGGUUAUCACAAGUCCUUCAGCGAGCUGCUCGCUCUGAUCCAGCAGGGACAUGCCCUGAGGGAGGCCGCGGGGCCCGGCUCGGCCAUAUGGCACGAGCGGUCCCUGGAGGAGCAGCCCGACAAGCUGGAUCGGCUCUACCACCUCCUGACCGCGGCCGAGGCGGCGCGGCGAGCAGGGCACUAUGAGAAGGUGUAUGAUAACCAGCUCAGCUUGGCCUACUGUUUCAGUGACCCUGAGGACAAAUGGUUACGUGACUAUUUCUAUGAGCAGAGCUAUAGCACUGCUCAGUCAGUAGAGAUUGAUGGUGGGAAGAGAAAGGCACAGGCGUGUGUGAACAUGGGCAUCAUCGAGGAGGAGCAAGGUCAUAUCACGAAAGCUGCUGAGCAUUUUGAGGCAUUUUAUGAGCUGACAGAGGGCUCAGCCUGGACGGAUGAGACAGGCCACACUUACACUUCCCUGGCAUGUCAGCACCUCUGGAGAGUUUAUACACUGAUGGCAGACAAAAUGCUGGAAAAUCUGCAAUUCCCAGAGGCCAUCAAAACACUAACAAAGGCUUCAAAGCUGGCAAAAGAGGGAGGUGACAUAAAGAUGCAGGGAGACGCAGCCUACUGCUUGAGCCUGGCAUAUUAUUUGUCUGGAGAGCAUGAGAUAGCAUUAGCAGUUUUGAACACCUGUGUGCGAAUGUUCACGGUCCUGCGUGACUCUCCUGGCCUGGGCAGGGCGUACGGAGCCGUGGCCACGGUCCUGGCGAGUCAGGGGAAAUCCCACGAGGCCGUGGAGUACCUGGAAGAGUUUUUGAGGGAUGCUGAGAGCGCUGGUCUGAGCCAAAGCCUGGUGGAUGCAAACAUCCUGCUGGGACAAGUCCACAAUGACAGAGGCCGCUACCCGGAGGCUCUGCAGCACUGUGUCCGUGCGUGCGCGGCGCGGCGCGGGCGGGCGGCGGAGGCGGCGGCGCUGUGCGGGGUGGCCCGGGCGCACCAGCUCCUGGAGCCCUUCGGGCGCCUCGUGGCGGCGGGCGCGGAGCCGCGCAGCCUGCGCUGCCUGCUGGCCUGGAAGCAGCGGCGCAGCGCGCUGUGCGCCGAGCCGCACGGCCCCGCCGACCAUGGUAAAGAGACAAAUACAGAGACAAGUACUGAGACAAGUACAGAUACAAGUACUGAGACAAGUGCCUCAAAGCCUCUGUGAGCUCCGUCCAAGGCACCAGUUCUAGAUCUUCCUGGAUGCCUUCUAUUGACAGAGAAGCUGAUGUAUAAUGAGUACUGGAAGAUCCUUGAAGAGUAGUGCAACAAAGUAGGAAUUUCAGCAAGGCUUUUGUCAUUAAAUGCUGUUAUCAUAAAAA
Messenger RNA from Prinia subflava (tawny-flanked prinia), 1703 nucleotides. RefSeq names its product tetratricopeptide repeat domain 29 (gene TTC29). Gene Ontology annotation, biological process: cilium movement. The coding region runs from base 125 to 1549 and encodes 474 amino acids. NCBI's taxonomy places the organism in Eukaryota, Metazoa, Chordata, Aves, Passeriformes, Cisticolidae. Gene Ontology annotation, molecular function: protein binding. The transcript has 12 exons. Gene Ontology annotation, cellular component: sperm flagellum. The record is from RefSeq and is a predicted model, not a curated record.